Molecule: messenger RNA, 1221 nt
Organism: Suillus discolor
Lineage: Eukaryota; Fungi; Basidiomycota; Agaricomycetes; Boletales; Suillaceae
Product: PUA-like domain-containing protein
Exons: 9
Coding region: 329-1021 (230 amino acids)
Biological process (GO): negative regulation of gene expression via chromosomal CpG island methylation; protein ubiquitination
Molecular function (GO): ubiquitin protein ligase activity
Source: RefSeq, a predicted model, not a curated record
UCACAGACUCAUUGCAAAUGCCAACAGCGAGAUAUAAAGAUAACGCUAUCCAAUGGCCAUAACCACGACUCGAGGAUACACCCAUCAGAGACAGGUGGCACACACACGUUACCACCGUUGUCAUACACAGCUCGUCGUCGGUGUUGUUGUCGACAUGCCAUACAAUCGAGAGCAUCACUCGCAGCGGUCGUCGUCGAUGGGAGGCAUCGUGCCCUAGGUCUGGCUUUUCGAAGCUCAUCUCUUUCGAACUCCGAAGCAGUAUCAUUGGUGCCUCAUGCAUUGCUGGAUCGUUAAACAUCAGUUACGUUGAACGCCACAGUGGCUACACAUGAUGGGUCACGAUGACGGACCGCUAGAACAAGUCAAAGCCAUCCGCACGGAUGAGGAGAUGGAUGGUGAUGGAGAGAAAAUCAUACCCAGCAAAGUUCCAGUGGCCAAAGACUCAGCGAACGUCAAGAUCGCCAAGUCAGCUGCCCGCCUCCUGGCGAAGCGCUUUGGGGGGAUUCCAGGAGUACCGGUUGGGGCUAAAUGGGAGGAUCGCCAAGGGUGUUCUCAUGCUAGCGUACACCGUCCUUUAAUGGCUGGCAUAUAUGGCACUAAACAAACCGGCGCCUUCUCAAUUGUCGUUUCGUGUCACUACAAAGAUGACAAGGAUUUUGGCGAUACGAUCUACUAUACAGGUACAGGGGGUCGCAAGCGGUGGUCUGAUAGCUGUCCUCCGAAGCGUCUCCGGCUGGGUCCGCAGGUUUUUGAUCAACAGUGGUCAGAUCCAGGAAACGAAGCACUUGUCAAAUCGCGUGACACAGGAAACCCCGUGCGCGUCGUCCGAAGCUACAAAGUACUUUCCGAUUUUGCGCCUGCCGAAGGCUAUCGUUAUGAUGGUCUGUACACUGUCGAAAGUGCAUGGAAAGAGAAAAAUCCUCAGGGUCUGGAUAUCUGUCGCUAUAGGUUAGAGGUCAACCCCCCCUGCCCCGUCGUUCGCCUGGAGGUACCGAUCAUGAGCCAUCUCCCACCUCCGUAGCUACGUCAGAUACUGCCGUCUCGCCCUCGCAUACGUUGAUCAGCCGUAAGCGCAAUACUCAGCCAUGUCCAUCCCAAGAUGAUCCAACGAUCUAUGCCGAUGCGGCGUCUAAGAAGCGCAAACUCGCCGACCAAGCGCCGCCCCAACCAUUGUCGUCUUCACCAUCAUCAUCAUCUACCGUGCAGCCACAAGUUUUGGGG